UCAUCUUGACUGUUGCUGUGGCCCCUGGUUGCGCGCACGGCAGGAGGCGCAUUGUUGCUAUUCAAGCGGAGCAGCAUGGCCAUUGUAGGCGACUGGGCUUAUAUGGACGCACGCAUCUCUCCGAGGAUACAGCCAGUGUGAGGUCGACAUCAGCCGGGGUUGUGCGCGUUCCUUCUUGUCGCCGUGGUCAGUCGCAAUGAGUUGCCUGGAUGUGAUGUACCACCAAAGCUAUGGAGCCCACUACCUCCCUGCGGAAGCGUACAAGGCUUCUUACUUCAACCACCAUCACCAGCAGCAACAGCGGAAACUGAGCGUUCACAGUAAGAUGCAGAACUGUUUGGGACAGCAGCAGCUUUUGGGCCGAGGAUCGGUGACCCGCGAUCAGGGCCUGCGUCUAGCUCCUGAAGCGGCAUCUCUUUUGGAUUCGGAACAGAAGGACAGCACUCAACCGGCCGGGGCGGAGUAUUUAAGCUCCCGGUGUGUGCUGUUUACAUACUUCCAAGGAGAGAUUGGCGACGUGGUGGAUGAGCACUUCUCCAGAGCUCUCAGUCAAGCCAGCAGCUUCAACAGAGAGUCCAAGCCCCCAAGGAUGACCCAGGAGUCAGUGUCGAGCUCUGCCAGCUCAUGGAAAGAUGGUGUUUCCUCGGAAGGUCACAGCAGUUCAGUUUGGAGCAGCACAUAUCCCUCGCCUCCUGGAGCUUGUGUCUCAUCAGUUCAUCCAGACUUCUCUCCCAGUCCCAUCUCCCAUGCAGAUGGUCCUAUCUGGGCCGGACAUGUGUUCUCCCAGGCCAGCCUCCCUUCACUGGCCACCGUCCCGGACAGCUGGACCUACAAUCUGAACUCUCAGAGCACGAGUGGAUACCCCAAUGUGCACGAAGUGUACCAUCCUCACCCCCACCAUCUCCAUGGUCGACACCACCACCCCAUGUUCCAUUCAUACCCGUCACACAGUUCCCCACUGGAAUCCAGGUUCAGCCCACUGCUACUGCCCAGCGUCAGGGGUCAAAACCAGCACAGCACAGGCAGCUCUCCACACAGUGAAGGGGUGAAGACAGAGAUGGACCCCAGCAGGAGCAGCCCGACUGCAGUUUCAUCUGUCAGCUGGACCCCCUCACCUCUGCACGGAUCCCUAGAGCUGUAUGACUCAGCCAUUGACCAAACCAAAGCAAAACCAUCCGUAUGGUUCUGACUGGCUAACAAAUGGAUGUGAGAUUAUUGGAGACCCAGAGAUGGACCUACUGAACAACCAUUUUGUCUGCCACACCAGCACUCUGAAGACUUAUGUGUAGCUGUGAUGAGCGCUUUCACACUGUCAAUGAACUCAUGUUGAACGACUGGUGAAGAGACGAACAAAGAAUCAAAGAAGUUCUGUUUCAAGAGCUUUGUUUUGAUACCCAAUUUUGUACAGUAAAUGUUUCAAACUAUGUAAAUGUUUUUAUC
This is a messenger RNA of Synchiropus splendidus (mandarinfish), 1440 nucleotides long. It is a transcript of the gene vgll3, whose product is annotated as vestigial-like family member 3. Lineage: Eukaryota; Metazoa; Chordata; Actinopteri; Syngnathiformes; Callionymidae. The transcript is spliced from 4 exons. Gene Ontology annotation, biological process: regulation of transcription by RNA polymerase II. Bases 197 to 1189 code for a protein of 330 amino acids. The record is from RefSeq and is a predicted model, not a curated record. Gene Ontology annotation, cellular component: nucleus.